Molecule: messenger RNA, 358 nt
Organism: Ochotona princeps (American pika)
Lineage: Eukaryota; Metazoa; Chordata; Mammalia; Lagomorpha; Ochotonidae
Product: testis-specific Y-encoded protein 2-like
Exons: 4
Coding region: 87-329 (80 amino acids)
Source: RefSeq, a predicted model, not a curated record
ACACAGUGAUUGUUAAGGAAUAUCGAGCUAACAUCAAUGGGUAUAGAGCAUAUCGUUCCUCUCCAAUUAAGUGGCUUCAGGAUUAUAUGGGUGAAGCUCCAAGGCGGAUGGAGUAUAACAACAGUGUCAGUAUUUUCAACUGGUUUGUGGACCACAACUUCGUAGACUCUAGCAGGAUUGCUGAGAUAAUCUACAAGGAUAUUUGGCUCAAACCCCUGCCAUAUUACCUUGGGACUCAGGUAUCUGAAGAUGGAAUGGAGAAAGGUGAUGAGCAGCCUGUCACCUUGGAGAGCUUUUCAUUUAGAAUUGAAUCUGUUGGAGAUGUGUAAAAACACUCAAAGCUCUGGUAUGGAAUAUA